CCAUAGCAACCGCAGUGGUCCCGGCCGUAAAAGCGCAGACACUGGUCGCGCGCGUUCCUUUCGAGAGCUGUAGAUCCCGUCUCCAAUCGCAGCAGUCCUUCGGCGCAGCCGUCGGCAGCGGUUUAUUAUUUUUCUUUCCCCCUUCCCCGAGGAGUGAAAAAAUGUCCAAAUCAGAGCAAAUCCUUAUUCUGGAUCCGCCUAGCGAUCUGCGAUUUAAAGGGCCCUUCACGGAUGUGGUGACCACAAACCUCCGGCUGAAGAACCCCUCAGACCGAAAAGUCUGCUUCAAGGUUAAGACCACAGCUCCGCGCCGGUACUGCGUGCGUCCAAACAGCGGCGUCAUCGAACCCGGUACUUCCAUGACUGUGUCUGUGAUGCUGCAGCCGUUCGACUAUGAUCCCAACGAGAAAAGCAAACACAAAUUUAUGGUGCAGACCAUUUUUGCGCCAUCCGGUGUUUCAGACUUGGAAGCCGUGUGGAGGGAUGCAAAACCCGAUGACCUCAUGGACUCCAAGCUGCGAUGCGUCUUUGAACUGCCUUCGGAGAAUGAAAGAUCGAGCGACACCGACUCCAGUAAAUCCACCCCCAUGCUGAACUUGUCCAAAGUGGACGGCCCCUUGUCCAUGGCCAAGCCAGGCAGCCUGGCCCUGGACGACACCGAGACCAAGAAGCUGGUGGAGGAGUGCAGGAGGCUCCAGUUGGAGGUUGUCAGGCUGGACAACGAGAACCGGCAGCUCAAGGAUGAUGGCUUGAGGAUGCGCAAGGUCCCCAGGACAGACAGUGCCGUCCCGAGCUCAGCCAUCCUGGCAGGCAGAGACUACGGCUCCAGCUCUCUUCCAUCCUUGCUUGUUGUCAUCGCCGCCAUCUUCAUCGGGUUCUUCCUGGGGAAGUUCAUCUUGUAGUAUGGUGGAAUGGGGUUGGGGUGGCGCCUCUCUGUGCCCGGGGUGGGGGGAGGUCGGGGAGUCGAAAUCAUGUGCUUUCUGUUGACCUGCCGCGUCACAGGUUGGCCACAGCGCCACCUGCAGUAUGCGAUGUACGAUAUCCUGGGCAGACCUUGGCUUUUAACGGUGUCUCACGCGGUUGGCAUGCGCGCAGACUGGAAAUGGAUGGCGCUCCUUUUUUAAGGUGAGCGGAGGUGGAGGGAGAUGAGUGCUUGGGGCUCAUUAUGGAGGAAGAACAAGAAAUGCUACAUUUCCAGAGUGUAGGUACCUGAGGUUAUGGGACCUUUGUUUAAAAACUCAAAGAAUCAUGCUGUCUUUCUCUCUCUGCUUUUAAAAUGACUUGAAUGGAAAAAUACACGUCUUGUAGAUGUUGUUUUAAUCCUUUAAAGAAAAUCAAACACGCAUACAAACGUUUUGCUACCUGUUGCUAAAUUGCCUGAGAAAUUUGUCAGUCUGGAGUAAUUUUCUUUUGGGUGGGGUAUUUGAGGUUUGGUUGGGGUACACAGUGUGAUUUUCCCCCCCCAUGUAUAUUUGUCCAGUAUUUUCCUAUUUCUGCUGACUCCAGCUAAAACGUUUGGGUUGUUAUUAUUAUUAUUAUAUUAUUAUUAUUAUUAUUAUUAUGUACUUUUCCCCUCUACAAAUCAUGUAUCCCUCAUGAGGCAAAUGUCAACUGAAUUAAAGUCUUAAUUCUUACAAUCCUCUCCCAUGGUAUUUAACAAAAAUUAAAAAAAUCUUUAACAUUA
Messenger RNA from Brienomyrus brachyistius, 1684 nucleotides. RefSeq names its product vesicle-associated membrane protein-associated protein A-like. Gene Ontology annotation, biological process: neuron projection development. Gene Ontology annotation, cellular component: endoplasmic reticulum membrane; plasma membrane. Lineage: Eukaryota; Metazoa; Chordata; Actinopteri; Osteoglossiformes; Mormyridae. Gene Ontology annotation, molecular function: FFAT motif binding. The transcript is spliced from 6 exons. The record is from RefSeq and is a predicted model, not a curated record. Bases 162 to 902 code for a protein of 246 amino acids.